GAAGACCCGCCGCUGUUCGCUCGCCUAGCGCUGCAGCGCCCGGCACCGACUCCUAGUCCCCGUCCGCACCAUGGUGGGCGGGCGGCGGCGGCGGCGGCAGCAACCGCAGAUGGUACGGCUCCUUCUCUCUGCCGCUUUUUCCCACCUCCCGUGUAUUUUUCCCGCCACCACGAGGCGAGACCUCGCCGGCUACAGCCCACCCCUCCGUGGAAUCACCGUCUGUGGCUGCCGAUCCUCUUCCCUUCGCGCCCCAAAUUCGCUGCUUUGAUUUGUAUGCGGGGCGUCAUAGUUAAGAGGCCGACGGCAGCCGCGGCAGGCGAGGGACGCGGGGCGGGAGGGAGGAGGAUUUGGAAAAACAGCCGCUUUCCGGAGGUCUUGCCGCCGUCCCAAGUUCGACGGUGACGCCUGAGGUCACCUUCCUCCUGCUGUGCUGCUGCAGCGUCCGGAGAUUUAAAAGAUUUCUCUGAAAUUGAAAUUUACCUCAGUAGCAACUUUUGGAUAGGCUCUGAGCGCUGUCACCUUGGAGCUUCAUUGCAUUCCUGGGGCACAGAGGGUAUUUUCUGUGGUAUCUGCCAAGAGUGUUGUAACUUGAAAAUGGAAUAAUUUUUUUCUAUGUGAUAUUUAUCAGAGGAAUGACAAUUCGUUGAUACAAUAGAGGAAAAGGAAUCCAGGAUGGAUGGCUUAGUUAAGCAGAAAGGUGUGCUUAAUAAGCAUAAUAAGGCAAUUGACACCAAGAAGAAGAAUGGGUUGAUUAACACAAGGAACUUAAUGGCUGAAAACAGGGAGGGGUUGGUGUCUGUGUACCCAGCUGCUCAGUAUCAGGGUCGGCCAGUUGGGACUCUCUACUCCCCAAACUACUCCCAAAAUGACCCGAUACAACAGCUUCUUGACCCCAGUACUCUGCCACAGACAGUAGAAUCCCGCUAUCAUCCAAACAUCAUCCUCUAUUCAGAGAGCAUGCUACGAUCGUGGGGAGAAAGCCUGAGUGCAGAAUGCUGUGAAACGACCUUUAUUGAGGACAAGUCACCCACCAAAGGCUGCCUGGAUUAUCCUGAUGGCAAAUUUGUCAGUCUGUCCACAGAUGAGAUAAAGAUCCAGACCCUCUCCUAUGACGUGGAAGAAGAAGAAGAAGAUGAUGAUGACGACUUCCAGGAACUAGAGAGUGAUUAUUCAAGUGACACUGAUAGUGAAGACCAUUUCCUUAUGAUGCCUCCCAGGGAUCAUCUUGGACUCAGUGUGUUCUCCAUGCUCUGUUGUUUCUGGCCAUUGGGAAUUGCUGCUUUCUAUUUGUCACAUGAGACAAACAAAGCCAUUGCUAAAGGGGAUUUCCACCAAGCAAGCUCCAGUUCACGGCGAGCUCUCUUCUUGGCUGUGCUAUCAAUCACCAUUGGAACAGGCAUCUAUGUAGGGGUUGCUGUAGCACUCAUAGCUUAUCUGUCCAAAAAUAAUCACUUAUGAAACUUGACAAAUUAGACUGCUACAGAAAGCUAUAGAAGAAUGAUACUGUACCUUUCAAAUAUCAAUAGUUUUGAGAA
Molecule: messenger RNA, 1535 nt
Organism: Python bivittatus (Burmese python)
Lineage: Eukaryota; Metazoa; Chordata; Lepidosauria; Squamata; Pythonidae
Gene: SYNDIG1
Product: synapse differentiation inducing 1
Biological process (GO): synaptic vesicle clustering; positive regulation of synapse assembly
Cellular component (GO): excitatory synapse; synaptic vesicle membrane; intracellular membrane-bounded organelle
Source: RefSeq, a predicted model, not a curated record